AGAAGAGACGUAUGUGACUGAUAUAAAGGCAGAAGAUAUAGAGGGAGAAGAAGAGAUGUAUGUGACUGCUAUAAAGGCAGAAGAUACAGAGGUAGAAGAAGAGACGUAUGUGACUGAUAUAAAGGCAGAAGAUAUAGAGGGAGAAGAAGAGACGUAUGUGAAUUAUAUAAAGGCAGAAGAUACAGAGGUAGAAGAAGAGACGUAUGUGAAUGAUAUAAAGGCAGAAGAUAUAGAGGGAGAAGAAGAGACGUAUGUGACUGAUAUAAAGGCAGAAGAUAUAGAGGGAGAAGAAGAGACGUAUGUGACUGAUAUAAAGGCAGAAGAUAUAGAGGGAGAAGAAGAGACGUAUGUGACUGAUAUGAAGGCAGAAGAUAUAGAGGGAGAAGAAGAGACGUAUGUGAGGGAUGAUCAGCAGUGUAAGGAGGAGGAGAUCCCUACAGAUAUCAGCACAGGUGGACACACAAGCAGGAAUAUCUCAGAAGGACAUCUAAUGUUAUCCCCGGAUUGUGAAAUAAAAGAUUAUGACAGUAGACAGGAUUCUCCAGGAGAUAACCCCAUUACCCCAAUUAUACAUCCAGCUCUACCAGCUGAUCCCUCUGAUCCUGGGAAAUGUUCUCCUGAUCACUCUGAUAUUGGUGCAUCUGUUACAGCUCUGAGAGUAGAUACAGUGUUUCCCUGUUCUAUAGAUACCACAUGUUUUACACAGAACACAAAGCUUAUUACCCAUCAGGCAGCUAAGGCAGGUGAGAGGCCACUGAUAUGUUCUGACUGUGGGAAAUGUUUUACCUGCAAAUCACAACUUGUUUCACAUCAGUGCAGACACAAAGGUCAGAAGCCAUUUCCAUGUUCUGAGUGUGGGAAAUGUUUUACAGAGAAAUCACAUCUUGUUACACAUCAGAGACGUCACACAGGUGAGAACCUAUUACCAUGUUCUGAGUGUGGGAAAUGUUUUACACUGAAAUCACAUCUUGUUACACAUCAGCGAAAUCACACUGGUGAAAAGCCAUUUCCAUGUUCUGAGUGCGGGAAAUGUUUCACCCGGAAAUCACAACUUGUUAAACAUCAGCGAAGUCACACAGGUGAGACUCCAUUUCCAUGUUCUGAGUGUGGGAAAUGUUUUACAUACAAAUCACUUCUUGUAAUACAUAAGAGAAUACAUACAGGUGAGAAACCAUAUUCCUGUUCUGAGUGUGGGAAAUGUUUUACAUACAAAUCAACUCUUGAUGCACAUAAGAGAAGUCACACAGGUACAUCACCAUUUCCAUGUUCUGAGUGUGGGAAAUAUUUUGCACAGAAAUCACAACUUGCUAGACAUCAAAGAAUUCACACAGGUGAGAGGCCAUUUCCAUGUUCUGACUGUGGAAAAUGUUUUGUACAGAAAUCAGUUCUUGUUGCACAUCAGAGAAGUCACACAGGUGAGAAACCAUUUCCAUGUCUUGAGUGUGGGAAAUGUUUUGCACACAAAUCAGAUCUUGUUAGUCAUAACAGAAGUCACACAGCUGAGAAGCCAUUUCCAUGUCAUAAGUGUGGGAAAUGUUUUACACACAAAUCAGAUCUGGUUAGUCAUAACAAAAGUCACACAGGUGAGAAGGCAUUUUCUUGCUCUGAGUGUGGGAAAUGUUUUACA
Pseudophryne corroboree (corroboree frog) is the source of this 1627-nucleotide messenger RNA. Its product is annotated as zinc finger protein OZF-like. Gene Ontology annotation, molecular function: DNA-binding transcription factor activity; RNA polymerase II cis-regulatory region sequence-specific DNA binding. The record is from RefSeq and is a predicted model, not a curated record. The transcript has 2 exons. Lineage: Eukaryota; Metazoa; Chordata; Amphibia; Anura; Myobatrachidae. Gene Ontology annotation, biological process: regulation of transcription by RNA polymerase II. The annotation marks the transcript as partial.